AUGCGGGGUCUCUCGUCCUGCUCCCGGCAUAAGAACGCAGGACAUGGGAAGGGUGGCUCCCACGAGUGCCAAGUCGCCUGGCCCAUCCGCCUCGACGGAGCCCUCACCCUCACCCUCACCCUCCCGCAACACGGCCCUUCUCUUCGCUCCGGCUCCUCCUCACCUCAGGCCGCGGCGCCUCGAUCCUCCGCGUCUCCAGAGCGCACGUCCUUCUCCUUCUCCGCUCUAGGCCCUAUCCGGGCUGUCCGCCCGGCGACCGCGGCUCCCGCUCAGCUGCGUCCGGGGGUUCCCCGCGCGACUCCGCGGGCCUCCGGGCCUCUUGCCUCAGCUCCCACUGGCUCCCUACUCCUUCCCGCAGACACGGCACGCGGCCCUCCUCCCGCAGCGGGGCAAUGCGCCCCCUCGACUCCACCCCGAGACGCCCCCACCGCGCCCCGCCCCCGAACUUGGGGUCUGUACGCUGAUUGGCCCCCGCGAGACCCGGCGCGCCAGGGCAUUGGCCCAGCGGCCUCCCGACAGCGAGGGGGCGGGACGCCAGGCGUGAGCGAUUCCCGUAACGCGGCUCCCAGCGUCCCGGAUUUCGGUGGCUGCAUCCGCGUCGCCUCUCCCAGACUAGAUCGAAGGGUUCCCCCCACCUCCCCUCUGCGGGCGGAAGGAGCGGAAUGUUCCAUUUUUCCGUGGAAUAAUGGGGUCGUGAACUGA
Molecule: messenger RNA, 702 nt
Organism: Rhinolophus ferrumequinum (greater horseshoe bat)
Lineage: Eukaryota; Metazoa; Chordata; Mammalia; Chiroptera; Rhinolophidae
Product: atherin-like
Exons: 2
Coding region: 1-702 (233 amino acids)
Source: RefSeq, a predicted model, not a curated record